Venturia canescens is the source of this 2946-nucleotide messenger RNA. It is a transcript of the gene Pus7, whose product is annotated as pseudouridine synthase 7. Lineage: Eukaryota; Metazoa; Arthropoda; Insecta; Hymenoptera; Ichneumonidae. The transcript has 4 exons. The record is from RefSeq and is a predicted model, not a curated record. Bases 209 to 2650 code for a protein of 813 amino acids. Gene Ontology annotation, cellular component: nucleus. Gene Ontology annotation, biological process: pseudouridine synthesis. Gene Ontology annotation, molecular function: RNA binding; pseudouridine synthase activity.
UGUGUCAUUUCAGUCAUUUGCGUGAGAGCGAACGCCGGACACGUGCGCAGGAUAAACUGAAUAAAAUUCAGUGCCUCAUUUUCAUCGUUUUUCCAAGCCCAAAUAAUAGUGAUUAAUCGGAAACGUGUAUUAAACAUUAGGAUUAACGUUAUAUCAGUAAAAUCUGAUUCGUCAUAAUUAUUCAAUAAUCCAAAUCGAGAAGUUCGUGAUGUCGUGGUGUGACGUCAAAAAAUCAACCAGAGGUUAUUCGAGAUAUGGCGGUAGAGGAAAUCGUGGCAAUCGUGGCGAAGGAAAUUGGCGAGAAAGGACGUUCGAGAACGAAAAUGAGGAUGGUGUUCGUAAACAAUCCGGAGUCUACCGUGGUCGAGGUGGUUAUCGAGGAAAGUCAUUCAAGCGCCAUGGCCAGGGGAACAGUUCCUAUGAUAGCAAACGUACAAAGUACAAAGUUGGUGAGCGUCUGAAAGAAGAGAACGUUGGCGUGACCGAAUUCGUUGGGAGUCACAAACGUUUUGGUGGCAUAUUAAAAGAGCGCUUCAGUGAUUUCCAUGUGAACGAAAUACGCUGUGACGGGGAAAUAUGCAAAUUGACGAAUCAGGAUAUUCCACCAGAGCCGGAAGAGCUAGAAGACUUGAGCAAGCUGAAGGAAUCUAUACCAGCGGAGUUGAGGGAACAGUUGGAAGAGUUUUCAAAGUCAGAUAGCGAAGUAUCAAUAACAGAAAUUGAUGUGACGGAAAUGAACAAAGAACUGCGUCGAAAUAUUCACACGAUCGCCAAAAAAAUAACAUCAGUAGUGAGCGAAACCGUGGAACGGGGUGAGAAAAAAAUAUUAGUUCUUGCCAAAAAAGACAAGCAAACGAGCCACAAAUUUCGCGGGGAUCGACGCGUCGAUUGGAGCAGACGAGAAGGCAAUUAUUGCGACUUUCUUCUCCACAAAGUCAACAUGGAUACGAUGGAUGCGCUGAAUCAAUUAGCUGCCAAAUUGCGGAUCGAAUCCAGCUUAUUUAACUACGCAGGAACGAAAGAUCGACGAGCUCAUACGACUCAAUGGGUUAAUAUAAGAAAAUUCAGUCCAAAAGUCAUCCACGAUGCUGCGAGACAAGUGCGCGGUGCGUUCGUCGGAAAUUUCAAAUUUUCGAAAAAUGCUCUCAGUUUGGGUAUGCUCAAGGGCAACCGUUUCAAAAUAGCUUUAAGGAGCGUCAACGCUACCGACGAUGAGAUUGAACUCGCGAUGCAAUCUCUAAAAAACAAUGGUUUCAUCAAUUAUUACGGACUUCAGAGAUUCGGCACAAUUGCCGCCAUACCCACCCACGAAAUCGGCAAAACUCUUCUCCAAGCCAAGUGGAAAGACGCGAUUGAUCUCAUUCUAAAACCUCGCGAAGGUGAACAGCAAAGGGACAUGAUAGAAGCGCGUGAAAUUUAUGAAAAAACGAAAAACCCCGAUUUAGCCCUUCGACCGAUCGCACGAUCUGGGAAAAUCGAAGCCAAACUACUUUAUGGACUUCGCAAAAGUGGGGAGAACAAUCCUCAGGGCGCUCUCGAUUAUAUUCCCCGAAACGCGCGGCUCAUGUACAUACACUCUUAUCAAAGUUUUGUCUGGAAUCACAUGGUUUCCAAACGCAUCAAAGAAUUUGGGGCGAAACCUAUAGUCGGUGAUCUCGUGUACGACAAAACUAAUUCUGAGGAUAAUCCUGGUAAUGAAACAAUGGAUUUCGCUCAUCUAACUGAUCAAUCAAAAGAACCAAAAGAUGGCGCAUCUGAUGCGAUUGAGGAAGAAACAAUUCCAACGAAAUUACACGAGAAGCAUUCCAUCGACGAUGAACAAUGCAUCGAAGAUCGUUCAGAUGAAAUCGUCGAUGAGAACGAAACAAAAAUCGACAACGGGGAUGAGACACCCGACGAUUCAAGGGACCCGUCGAGUUUGCCGAAUGUUAAAUCACUCAGCGAAGAAGAUUUGGACCGCUAUACUAUCGCCGAUGUUGUUAUGCCCAAACCCGGAUGGAAAGUCACCUACCCUUCGUAUGCAAAAGCCUGGUUCGAUGAAUUUCUUGCCAGGGACGAUUUAACCACGGAUUUGAGGCAAAAAAACAAGAAAUACAGUCUUGGUGGUGGAUACCGAAAGAUAUUAGAAACCGCUGAAGAUCUAAGCUGGAAAAUAGUCCGAUAUGACGGUUACCACGAUGACUUGAUCGCUUCUGACAUUGAUGAAAUGCGUAAGGUGGAGGCUCCCAAAAUUGAGACUGAGGGUAAACACAAAGCAUUGAUUCUCGAGUUUUCCUUGAAUCCAUCGACGUACGCAACGAUGGCACUUCGAGAAAUUCUCGAACACGACACAUCGGCACAAGCGCAAGCUUUACAGUCGACGGCAAAUCAAGCGCUCGAAAAUGUCGAAAAAAUAGAAAGAAACGAUCAGCCCGAUAUCGCAAAUGAGGAAAUUGUCACCGAGGACAACGGUUCAUCGGUGGACGUUAAAAACGAGGAAGCCAAGGAUAAUGUAACAGUUGAUACUAACGAGACUGAAGCGGAAAUCAUCCAGAACGAUUCACCACAAAAAAAUCCGGAGUCAGCAGAUGCCGAUGACAUGGAAAUUUCUAAAGAAGAUGUGAACAUUCCGUAUGUUGAUGAAAAAGAAGAAAUGGAAACAGACAAAUAGUGAAAAAUUUAUCGGCUCUAUCGAUAUUACUAAAAAUCUAUAUUACAAUGCAUAAUUCUGAUAUGCAACAUUAUUCACUUUCAUAUCGAUCUCACAAUUGAAAAAGCAAUACUACAACAACAAAAAUCACGAAAAACUGUGUCACUGGGAUAUCACCAGACAACAUUUCCUGUGAGAUUUUCUCACGGAUUAAUGAAAAAAAAGGAAAAUACUAGUUGUAUGAGGACACAGCUCGCGAUGAGUUCACUUUAUAAUGGACCUGCGAUACGUUAAAAUAAAGAUUUCUUGAUACUAAA